Funneliformis caledonium is the source of this 7869-nucleotide messenger RNA. The record is from the annotation of a GenBank genome assembly. Lineage: Eukaryota; Fungi; Glomeromycota; Glomeromycetes; Glomerales; Glomeraceae.
AUGCGCGAGUCGGACGCGGGUGGGAUUCAACAGGCCGUGGGUGUGAACCCACGGUUUGUCGAACCCAGCGUGACCCCGGACGUCUUAAAAGGGAUCAAAAAAAAGCUCGAGGUUCUGGAACAAGAUCCUCUCAUAUUACAAAUUAUAAACGCUAUAAUUGAUUUAUCAAGGUAUAAGCUUAGUACGAUAGCAAACAAUUUAACCCAACUUCUAGAAUCAAUAUCCAAGUCCUCAUCGAUGGUUUUGGAAGAAUUUGUACCUAUCGAAGUAUUACAGUCUCAACUAUUAAUCUUAAAAAUUUUAUCGGCGUGUAUGACAAACCAUUGGAAAUAUUAUCGAGUAGCUAUGAGACAGUCCUCUGAUAAUUCAUCCUUUACCGGAGACGAUAAUUCAUCCGUGACUACAUUAGUAAAUCAACCUAAAUUCAAAUUACCUAAAUCAUGGGAAGAUCCUCCACCAUUAGAGGAUUCUCUUGCAAAAUAUAUCUUGAACAUAUUGUCUCGAUUUCUACAUCAAAUGGCAAGUCAAGAAGAUAAUAAUACCGGUCAACCACCAACUGGAAGCCCUGCCGGAUUGUCUCCUAACCCAUCUACUUCAACACAGGGAUCAUCUGCUACCUUUGAUAUAAUUAGUGAUAUAUAUAAGAACGCUGGUCGCGUUAUAUUUUAUAUUAGUGCGUCUAAUUGGAAUGUUGUUUUUUCAAGGAUAAAGACUCGCAUCGGUUAUUUGACAUCUACAAAUGAUGAAUGGCCAGAGACGGCAGAAUUAAAAUUGCUGGAAUGCUCGGAUUUAAAUUCAAAACGGUUAUCAAUGGUUCUUCAAGAACUGUGCGGUUCCUUUUUGCAUCUUAAACGUUCGGCACAAACAAUGAUGGCUAAUGUUUUACGCAAGGCUAUAUGGAAUUGGAUAGAAGUCUUCCCAGCGGAAUUUGUAACGCUCUGUCAAAGCCAAAAACGAUUGGACGGAGGUCCUGAAAUAUUGUUCGAUUAUUGUAAUAAUUUAGCUGAAAGUCAUGUUAGGAAAAGGUCCGUUUUUUGGCCGCUACAGACUAUGUUGUUAAUUUUAUGUCCUGAUAUAUUGUUUAAUGCCUCAAUGUCAGAUCGAACGUCACCAUCAAAAAGGGCAGCAUUUCUUGAUUCGUUAAAACAAUCACUUAGACGAUCAAGAUUAGCAGAUGUUGCCGUAGUAUGUUAUGUCGACAUCUGUAAAGCAUCUACUUAUGUAGCCAAGAAUGAUUCUUCGGCUUUACGACUUAUCGUUCCUGAUAUCGAAAACGAUCUUAAAGCAAGAUUAUUCGAUCCUAGUAGACCGUUUAUGAACGACUCACAAAUUGAUCAAAAGCUUAUGACGGAUUGUUUAACGGCCUUAUUCAGACUAAAUCAAGAUACGUUAGAAUCUUUAAUUCCGGUUUGCCUGAGUGAAAAUGCGCCCAACGCUUUCAAAUUAGUGUUAGUCAAAAGUUGCUAUGCGAUAGCUUCAGAGGAAAAUCGAUUUCCUUGGAAUCCUAGUUUACCGUCAGUAUAUUCGAUCCUUGCUGUACCACUCCGACAAUUAUUAUAUCAAUACAUGAACUUUAGAGAUAAGUCUAAUGAUCUCAAGAAAAAAAUUAAAGCAAAAGAAAAACCAGAAGAGCUAAAUGAAAAGAUGGAAAUUAUUCUAAAUAUCAUCAAACUGUAUAAAUCUGAUCCUAUGCUAGCACUUGUUCAUUGCGAUCCUGAUCAACAUCAAGAAGAAAUUCGACAAGUAAUUUAUGGUAUAGCGUUAUGUGUAAAUGAUUAUAACAACAUAAUUCGAACCACGGCGGCGGAAACUUUGUUGGAACUUCAUAAUUUAGAAUAUAUUGUAAAAUGGGGUCCAGAAGAUAUGACAAUGGAUAACUUUUGGUUAAUAAGUUCUCAAGUAAUGUUAGCUAUUGCAAGACAAAUUCUAGAGUUUACGGAGAGAGAAGAUAAUAUAAGAUAUCUGCUUGAGCUUUUGCUUCAACUAUUUGUUCGUCGUAACGAAUUCUUAAAAGUGCACAGGGAAAUAUCAACUGUUGGGAUUCAAGCCCCUGAACGACUUGGUUGUAAUGUUGUGCUCGAGAUCGCCUUGCUUGUUUUACUAUGUUCAUCUGACACAGAUAUUUGUUCCAUGUCAUUAAACUGUUUUGGACAUUUGUGCCAAGAAGCUCAAUUGACAACAGAAAUUAUUCCCGAUGAAAUGGAUGUUCAAACCUCUUUCCCGAAUGACUUGCCAAUUAUUGAAAACUUGGACGUCUAUUUCGAAUUAUCAUCUGCACCUUAUCUAGUUCCAGGUCGAAUGGCGCAACAAAAGCGUAUUCGAAAAUUAUUACGAUUAAUGAAGUCACCAACCCCUGGAAAUCUCGCUGCAUGGGAAGAGGCAUAUCAACGCUGGAAAAUGCUUAACGGAAUAAUUACAGCAAUGGAACCCAGAACUAGAGGAUUACCUUGGCAUCCUGGUCAGGCAAAAGCUGGUAGUAAUUCAGUUGCGGUUUCGGAGGCACAAACAAAUGAAUGGCUUAAUUAUACUGGUUUUCUAUGUGCAUUGGGUGGGGUUUGCGUCAAUGAUAAACAAAUUAACAAUCCACUUAAUGGACGUAUAAAUGAGUCUUUGGGAAAUGAACUUACAGAUCGUAGAAAUAAUGGACCUCACGCAAAUGUUCAUUUAAUGGUAGAAAAGUAUGUACAAGAAAUGGUGGAUUUGUUGGUUUGUGAUUCAGUAGUAGUUCGAGAGAAUGUAAAGGAUUCACUUGGAACCGAAUUGAAUCCAAGAUUAUAUGUUAUUUUAUUUAAACAUCUUGAAUCCAUCGUAUCACGAUUUUUUGAUUUGGAUGGUGAGCUGAGCCCAACCGAAAAAUAUACGCUGUUUGUAGAGCAAGCAAUUCUUGUCUUGAAGCUUAUCUUGGAGCGUAUUCAAGAUGCUUCGGAAAAUUUAUACACAGUUGACCUUGGAGAUCUUGUUCUCUCUUUUGCCCUCUAUUUGAAUCGACUUGGAUCUUCCCUUGUAGCAUUACGAAUUAAAAAGCGAAUGUGUCAACUCGCCGAAAUUUUAAUGUAUAAAAAAGAUUAUGUCACCCUUCGACAAGAAAUUAAAUUGAGAAAUAGGCUUUUGGAAAUUUUCAUAGAAUGGACUUCAGAUUUUACAAUGAAGACGGAUGCUCAAGGAAGUAGUAGUAACGAGACAACUCCAAAUAAAAGUGAGAAAUUACAUCGUGAUUUGGAUCAAGCUUGUUUGAAGACUGUGGUUUCUCUCCUUCAACAAUUACCUUUACAACCUUCGGAAACUGUGCACGAGUCAGAUUUAAGUGGUGUGAAAUCACGCUUAUUCUAUAAGUAUUUCUCGUUUUUCAUCAAGCUGUUGAAUCGAUGUCGUAUUCUCGAGGCAAUCGAUAGCGGAACACAUUCCGCGAAAAAUAAUUCGGACUUGCAAAUGUUAUUAUCAAAGUCUAAGGAAUAUGUCAAAGAUUUAGGUCCUUUGAAAGAUUACACGAUUUUAGCAUUAAGUAAUUUACUCAGUGCAAAUGUUGAUUCUGGUUUGAAAUAUUCCCUGUCGAUGGGGUAUCAUGAAGAUACCAAGACAAGGACUGCGUUUAUGCAGGUUCUUACUAAUAUCUUGAACCAGGGAACUGAAUUCGAAGGUCUCGCGGAAAACGCCAUGAAAGAUCGCUAUGAAAAGCUUGUUGAGUUGAUAACUGAAUCUGACCUAAAUAUCGCAUUGUCGUUAUGUGAAGUCUGUCCAGUUUCUGAUAUCGAUGAAGUUGCUAAAACCCUUUUAGCUGUUUUUGACUCUCGAAAUAAGACCAUGUCAUUAUUGAAGGCCAUUAUUGAAAAAGAAGUGAUUAGCACAGAGCAUGAAUCUGAUUUAUUCCGGCGCAAUUGCAUGGCAACACGUAUGUUGGCUGCUUUUGCAAAAACACAUGGGACGGAAUAUUUGCGUGAAACUUUGCAACCCUUGAUAGAAUUUCUUCUAUCUAAACCGAGUGAUUUCAGUUGUGAGCUCAAGCCCGAUAAUCUAGGUAGUGAUGAUGUAAAUCAAAAUUUGCAAAACUUGAUUUCCACAGCUCAGGCAUUCUUGGAUGGGAUCUGCGCUUCUGGUCCAAAUAUGCCAAGAUCAUUCCGAGAAGUAUGUCAUUACAUUAGUAAUUCGGUUGAACAAAAAUACAAGCCAGCAAAAUUCGUCACAGUGGGAUCGUUCGUUUUUCUACGUUUCUUUAAUCCUGCCAUAGUGGCACCGGAUAGUGAAAACUUAUGCAAACCCAUUGAAAAUGCUAAAAUUCGAAGGGCAUUGUUAUUAAUUACCAAGGUUAUUCAGAACCUCGCGAAUAAUGUUCUUUUCGGUGCGAAAGAACCGUUUAUGAUUGUCUUGAAUAAUUUUUUAAAUGAAAAUAUCGUCAACGUAACAACUUUCUUGGAAGAAAUUUCCAAAUUACCUCCGACACACUCAUUUGCAGAUGUGCCAGCAGGAGAUAAUGUAAACGUACGUAGAUUGGAGGAUUCUGAACGAAAGGCCCUUCAUAGACAUCUUAUUGAAAACCAAGAAAAGAUGGCAAAAGAUCUUCAGACACGUAGAGUCAAGUCAAUAAACCCAGCCUCUGCACCCGCUAACAUUAUGCUCGAUCAAGCUCAAGCAAACAAAAAGACUUGGGAUAAGAUUUCUACACUUCUCGCACAACUUGGACCACCUGCAGAAAGCCAAAUGAAAGAAUUCUCAAAUAUUGGGACCAAUCACUUUGAAACAAAUAAUCAACUUUUCAAAGAAUUCAUGAUACGACAUAAAAAUCGUAGCAUCGAAUCUAUAGUAUCAAAGAGAGUAUUUUAUGAUGGCGGUAUUUCAAAGGAAAAGCGUCGUGUCUUUUAUUUAAUUUUACGAAGACUUGAUGCAGAAGCUACAGAUAUGGAACUUUUGAUGUAUCACGUUCUUAAAGCGAUUGAACCAGCAAUGGGCAAACCUUAUGAGCUUUUGGUGGAUUUAACAAUGUUUGGAGCUGCAAAUGAAAUACAAUUACAAUGGGUUCAACAAUUUAUGCACGUUCUUCCAUUUGAUGCUAUAGAAAAUCUUCACACGUUGUAUUUUUAUAACACGAACACUGCUUUCAAGAAAUUUUUCAAGAAAUUAGCACGAAUUUUCACAAGUAAAGUUACUAGAAAAAUCAUAUUUCUAUGUAAUUUAAACGAACUAAAUGAAUAUAUUUCACCGGCUGAAAUUCGAUUGCCAAAAACAACAAUGCAACUGGAUACAGAUCUAAUGGUGGUAUAUACCCCAGUAACGAGAAUUUCACAUUAUAGGAUGCAAGUACCGGUCAUAAUAAAAAUUAGCCAUGAUACUAUACAAGUUUUGACGCAAGACCUAAUUAAUGGGUUAAGCUGUCAGCUAAAUGAUGUGUAUCAUAUUUCCGAAAUCGAAGACAUCAGCAUAUCUUCACAUAAAAACGACGAUAACGAAUUUACCAUCAAACAAGAUCGGGGUAGACCUUCACUAGUAUUUACCAGCCCCAAAAGAGACAAUAUUAUGUCAUCGAUUCGUUCUUCUAAAGCAAGGUAUCAAAUAGCAAGGCCAACAAACAUAACAGAAAGAGUAAUAAGACCAAGCGAUGUUCCAGGGACAUUGCUAAAUAUGGCUUUGUUGAAUAUUGGUAGUGAUGAUCCAAAUUUGAGGCUGGCCGCUUACAAUUUACUCGUAGCUUUAAGCGCCAUAUUUAACUUUGAUGUUGGUGGUCAAUUAUUAGGAGCGAAAGGAUUAUGUAUACCGGCAAAUAAUACGUCGUUCGUUGUCGGGUUGAGCGAAAGGCUUGCAACUUCGGUUCCUCAGCUUACUCCGGACUUUUUGGGCGAAUUCUUUGUUGGAUUCUAUAAAUCUAGCACUACCUUAAAACAUUUGUGUCUUCAGUAUAUGGCUCCAUGGUUAAUGAAUCUGUCACAAUUUACUAGGAGUGGAGCGGACAGCCAACGAAACAUUAAUAGAACGAGAGAAAUUAUAAGGAAUUUAAUCGAGCUGACAACAAAAGAAACUGAAAUGUAUACUGCUGUUCAAUCAAAGAUAUGGAAUACCUUAGGAAAAGUCGAUGAAAUCACAAAUAUAAUAAUUGAAGAAUUUGUUCAAUACGCUGUCGAUCAUGGCAUUAGUUCUCCCCAAUCUGAAAUAAUCGCAAAUACGAUUGUGACUUUAUCGUCUGUUAACAUUCGAGGAAAAAUAAUUGCGAAAUUAAGAAAAGUCAUUGGGAGGACAUCAAUAAAGGCCACUAGAACUCUUACUGAUAACCCAGCCUGGCCAGAGAUUGCCGUUUUAAUACGGUUCAAUCUAAUGUUAUCAUUUAAUAAUCGCAAUGUACAGCUGUACUUGCCCGAAUUAUUUUAUGUCAUUUCAAUACUAGUGGCUACUGGACCUCCACUUAUUAGGGCUUCAAUACACGGCCUUAUUGUCAACUUGGUGCAAUCCCUUUGCACUUCGAUGCCCUUGAAUGAAAUCAGUGUUAAGAGAUUAACAUUGUUGCUAACAGAAUUAUCCGAACCAAACUUUCGUUACUUUUUUGGGUUGAAUAAUGUUCCCGGUAAUGCUUUUGUUAUAUCAUCGGAAUCUACACAUGAUUUGCCAGACACAAUGCCACUAGCUUCUUUGGAAAAGAUUGUUCAGGCACUAUUGGAAGUUAUGGUUUGUGGCGCAGGCUCAAUUGACAUGUCAAACACAUGGAGGGCUCGAUGGAUGGGGCUUGUUGCCAGUACAGCAUUUCAACAUAAUCCAGCAGUACAGCCAAGGGCCUUUGUGACGCUAGGCUGUCUUGCGCGUGAAGAAGUUGAUGAUGAUCUUUUAUACCAAAUUUUAGUUGCUUUAAGAGGAGCUUUGUCAAUGUUUACCGAGAACGAUUGUUCACUUAUUAUUAGUAUUGUAAUGUGUCUUACGAACAUUGUAGAAAACUUACCUGCAGACUGCCGGUAUUUACAAUCAUUGUUCUGGUUAGCGAUGGCACUCGUUCAAAUAAGUCAUAUUCCCGUAUUUCCAAGCGCAAUUAAUUUAUUAAAUGUAGUUUUAAAAGCAUUAGAUGUCAAUAAUUUCUUUGCAAAUGAAGACAUUGCAACAGUUUUAUUAAAAGCUCGUGUUCCUUUGGAGUCUAUAGCAAAAAGCAUGGAUAGAGAAGCAGGCGUUAAUUAUGACCAUUUUUCAUUUGCAGUUUCAGCGAUACUAUUAAAAGGAUUAAAAAAUCCUGUUACAAAGACUGGAACAAAAGACGUUUUGAAUGCAUUUUUGGAUAUUGCAUCUAAAGGGGUUGGAGAUCAAUCAAAUAACAUCAUAAAUUACAGAAUGUUAGGAUACUUGGCUGCAUUGUUACCAGUUUCAGCUAAAAAUGCGGACAUGAAAGAAUUACUUUGGGUUUGUGGAAUAGUUGAUUCCGAAGUUGAUAAUUCAGAGUUAGGGACAACGUAUUAUAAAAUAUUUGAAAAACUUGAUAUCCCCGACAAUAAAACUGCUUUGCUAUUAAUUUCCUUGAUGGUUGCCAUGUUACAAACUGCAGAACAUGAACCCGAAAGGUUAUUCUUGUACGGUUUUUUGGCAGAAGCCGCUUCAGCUUUGCCUCAAGUAUUUGCUUUAGUGUAUGAUUCUUUACUCCCAAAGAUGACACAAAUAAUCAAUAGUAGUGAGACUAUUCCAAUUCUUGAUUCCGUUCAGUCCAUACUAUAUACCGUGAUUUCUUCUGAAACACAAUUUCCAUCUAACAGAGUUGUAAGUCGAAUAAAUCAAAUGCCUUCAUAUCUUGAAGACAUAGGAUUCACAAAUUUAAUGGAUUGUGGGUCAUUCCAAACUAUAACGAGAGAAAAAAUGAAAACUAAUGCAAUGUUAGCAAGUGAAUUGGUAGAUAAAAUAAUAAGUGGUUAA